Molecule: messenger RNA, 1617 nt
Organism: Leptopilina boulardi
Lineage: Eukaryota; Metazoa; Arthropoda; Insecta; Hymenoptera; Figitidae
Product: 3-oxoacyl-[acyl-carrier-protein] synthase, mitochondrial
Exons: 3
Coding region: 89-1408 (439 amino acids)
Biological process (GO): fatty acid biosynthetic process
Molecular function (GO): 3-oxoacyl-[acyl-carrier-protein] synthase activity
Source: RefSeq, a predicted model, not a curated record
UUUUUUUUUUUCUCACCGAAUAAACCUAACAUAACCUUAAAAAAAAAAAAAAAUUCGAAAAUAGUUUUCUAUAUAAAAGUAUAGGAAUAUGGGUAAAUUUUUGGAAUUCACUCGAAAAUUAUCAAAUACAGUGAGAUCACGUAGACGAGUUGUUAUCACUGGAAUUGGUAUUGUCUCACCUUUAGGAUGUGGCGUUGAAACCGCUUGGAAAUCAUUACUUGCCGGUAAAUCCGGUGUUGUAAAACUCGAGGGGGCGGAAUAUGAGAAACUUCCAUGCAAAAUUGGAGCCAUUGUUCCAAAAGGAAAUAAAUUCGGUGAAUUAAAUUUAGAGGGGAUAUUUUCAAAAAGUGAACUUCGUACAAUGUGCCCGGCAACGGCAUACGCUUUAGUUGCCGCUGAUGAGGCAUUAAACGAUGCAAAUUGGCAUCCAAUAAAUGAAAAUGAUAAACGUGACACUGGAGUUGCCGUUGGCGUGGGAAUGAUUGAUCUUGUUGAUGUUUGUACAAUGUAUGAGACAUUUAAAAAAAGUUACAGCAAAGUUAGUCCAUAUUUUGUACCAAGAAUAUUGCCAAAUAUGGCAGCGGGACAAAUAAGUAUAAAAUAUGGAUUUCGUGGGCCAAAUCAUUGUGUAUCAACGGCAUGUGCCACUGGUGCUCAUUCUAUUGGUGAUGCAUUUCGAUUUGUACGUGGUGGCGAGACAAAUGUAAUGCUAUGCGGUGGUGCAGAAUCAUGUAUUUCACCAUUGGCAAUUGCAGCAUUUUGCCGUCUUCGUGCAUUAAGUACAUCGCGUAAUGAAUUUCCCCAUGAAGCAUCAAGACCAUUUGACAAAAGUCGUGAUGGUUUUGUAAUGGGUGAGGGUUCAUCAAUUCUUGUUAUUGAAGAAUUAAAUCAUGCUUUGGAGAGAAAUGCAAAAAUUUAUGGUGAAAUACUUGGUUAUGGUUUGUCUGGUGAUGCGGCACAUUUAACAGCGCCAAGUGAAGAUGGUAGUGGUGCAUUUUUAGCAAUGGAUAGAGCACUUAAAGACGCUGAUUGUGAUAUAACAAAUAUUACAUUUGUCAAUGCACACGCAACAUCAACGCCAAUUGGCGAUACAAUUGAAUUGCGUGCAAUUGAAACACUUUUUGGUGAGCAUACACGUAAUAUUUUUGUUUCAAGUACAAAAGGUGCACAUGGACAUUUAUUGGGUGCUGCGGGUAAUUUAGAAGCGGCAUUCACAAUAUUGGCGAUUAAAAAUGGCAUUUUACCGCCGACAAUUAAUUUACAUGAUUUAGAUGUUGUGAGUCAAUUGAAUUUUGUGCCAAAUGCACCGAAAGAAUGGCAAUCCACGGAAAGAAGAAUUGCAUUGAAAAAUGCCUUUGGUUUUGGUGGUACGAAUGCUUGUCUCUGUUUGGCAGAAUAUCGUGAAUGAUAAAUUGUUCUUUUUUUUUGAAGCGCGGGAAAAAGAGAUUUUAAGGUUAAGACGCUCAGUCGAUAUAAUCGUUGUUAUCGACAUACUUAACAUCAAAAUCUCUAUUGUGGACCAAAAAUCAUUUUUCGACUAAUGUUGAUUAUUGUUAUUGAAUAAUAAAUUAUAUUAAAUAUACAUUUAUGACAAUAAAGUCAAUUUUUAUUUUUCAA